Molecule: messenger RNA, 1453 nt
Organism: Syngnathoides biaculeatus (alligator pipefish)
Lineage: Eukaryota; Metazoa; Chordata; Actinopteri; Syngnathiformes; Syngnathidae
Gene: snx22
Product: sorting nexin 22
Exons: 7
Coding region: 140-697 (185 amino acids)
Molecular function (GO): phosphatidylinositol phosphate binding
Source: RefSeq, a predicted model, not a curated record
GCCCCCACCCGCAGUGACGACGGCACCGCCGACGAAGACUCGCCGGAACAAAUUCGGACGCUUAAGUUGAUAAAAAAAAAAUAAUAAUAACAAAAAACAACCGACAGUCUCUCCAAAUGCUUUGGCUGAGCCAACGGGAAUGUCAAUGAUACAAGUGACCAUUCCAUCCACGGAGAGGGAAGUGGACGACGUGGGGAAGUCCAAAAAGCUCUUUCGAGUUGAAGUGCUCUUCAACGAGAGGAAACAUUUUGUGUUGAGGAGGAGCAGCGAAUUCCAGACGCUGCACAGAAAACUCAGAAAGAUCAUCCAGACUCCCGAUUUCCCGAGUAAAAGGAGUCCUCAUUUGAGGACCAAACCGCUGGAGCAGAGGAGGCAGGAGCUGGAGGAUUACAUACAGGAGAUCAUCUACCAGUACGAGGAUGUGCCGCAGGAGCUGCUGGACUUCCUCCACGUCAGACAUUAUCACACGGCCAACAAGAUCAGCAGCGUGGAAUCACUUGACGAGCUGGACAAUCAGGAUUACAGUUUCCGGUUUCCACAUCAGCGAGUGAUGGGAUUCUUCCGGGAUCCGUACGUGUCUGACUACAGAUCAGCUCUUCCUGACGUUGUCCUAGCGGGGGUCCUUCAGGGCUUCUACAGGAGGGACGUCCGUGUCAGCUUCACGGCCCCCACCAAGUCUGGCACAAAAGCCUUCUGAGUCUGUGUGUGUGUGUGGUGUGUGUGUGUGGGGGGGGGGGGUCGAAAUGCAUUGGCAGGAGAAUUCAAUGGUUUUACCGCGUAAAUGAGUUUUUAAUUGGUCCUUUUAAAAUUGCUUGUAAAAUUCCACAAGGUGCCAAAUGCAUCCAAUCUUGGAUCAGCGUCACGGCUUUUUAUGUAUCGUAGUCCAGUGCGAUACGUUUUUGCUCAUGAGUGUAAAUACAACACAAUUCAUUUUCUUUCGUUGAGGCUGAGUCCUGUUUUUGUGUGUAUUCGCUCACCUGUUCUUAUGAAAUGAUUCUGAUGUGGUAGCUAAUAAAGAAACUGGUUGCGUUUUGACAAAUGGAGUUCGACGUGUGGUAGCUUCAGUGAUGAUGGUGUUGUUCAACUCUUAUGCUUCCUUGGGAAACCUCUUGAAAAUAUUCAUAUAUUUGUGAUACUACUAAAGGUUAAAUGCUUUGGAGAGCCACCGUUAGAAUAUGUGACUGACCGGAAAGUAACGACAAUGUGAAGUAUGUAUUUCUUUCGCCUUGUCCAUUAGGGGUCUCCACAGCGUGGCAUCUCAGAUGAACGCUCAUAUUUGUUUGGCACAGUUUCAAUUUGUAGUCGAUUUGUAAGCAAGCGUAUUGCUGCCACACCGCCCAAAAAAAACAAAAAUGGUUGCUAUUACGUCAUAACAUAAUAUGUUUCGCGAUACAAUGAGGAUGUUUCAUGUUAUAACGUGAUAUCUUUCAUGUUAUAAUGUGGUUAAUCACGG